Molecule: messenger RNA, 1122 nt
Organism: Malassezia japonica
Lineage: Eukaryota; Fungi; Basidiomycota; Malasseziomycetes; Malasseziales; Malasseziaceae
Exons: 1
Coding region: 1-1122 (373 amino acids)
Source: RefSeq, a predicted model, not a curated record
AUGAUGCGGAGUCUCAAGUACAGCGCCAUCCGCGCAGCCAAGGCGGUGGGCCUUGCGCUGCUCGUCGCAGCGUUACUGGCUGCCAACGUUCUCAUUACUCUCUUCAUGAGUUUCUGGACAUGGAUGGGCUAUGUUCGCCACUGUGCCAACUACCGCCCCAAAGGUGUCGCCCUGAGCGAGAGCAGCGAGCCGCCGCCCAAGCUCGGCCCUCAGGUCAACGGCGUCCUGACCAUGGUCAGCCGUACGAAGCAGCUUGAAGGCUGGCGUGGUCUCUACCAAGGCGCAACCGUGUCGUUUGUGAUGAACUACCUCGUCGCACUCGUCUCGCUCCUCGGUGUGCUCUUUAUCGUGAUCCUUACGUCGCAAGUCUCGAUCCCGAAGCACGGCGAAAAGUACCUGUUUAUCGCGUACAUUUUCAUCUCGAUCAUCGGCCCGGUGCUCAUUUCUCUCCCAUUCGAGGUCGUGCUGUACCGCACCAUGGUCUACCCCCGCCGCCUGAACUGGAAGGAGCCGAAGCGCUGCCUGCGUGCGGUCCUGUCCGAGGCCGAGAUCAAGAACCCGUGGCGCCUGUACACUCUCCCUGGCGUGUUCGUCCUUCUCCUUGUGCGCCAGCUUGUCGCCACCGGCCUGCAGGCGACGCCCAACUUUGUCCUCGAAGCGUACCGCGCGAAUUUCGUCCACUUUGUGCUGGGCGCUCCGGAAGCUGCGGCGAAGCUCACUGCGGUGCGCUUUCUGGUGCUCGUCGUGUACUCGGCGCUGACCGUUGCACUCACCGUUCCGAUCCAGGUGCUGAUUGUGCGUCUUGCGACGCAGCGCACCGCCUCGAGCGCCUUACACGCCGAGGACGCCGCCGAGCCCGAUGUCUUUACGCCGCGCACGCUCGAGCCGACGUCUGAGCCGGUGAUUUCGCUGCGCCCGUGCACGGAGCCGCUGAACGAGGCGGAGUCGUACUAUGGCGCCACGACCGUCGCUCCGUACACCGGCGCGAUCGACGCGGCGAAAAAGAUGGUCGCCGAAGAGGGCCACGAGAGUCUGUGGCGUGGCCUGCGUUUCAUCUCAAUUCUCGUGCUCUUUGUGAAUAUCGGGCGAAUGGAUCAGUUUGCUAGUAUUGGACACAAGUAG